Scomber scombrus (Atlantic mackerel) is the source of this 804-nucleotide messenger RNA. Its product is annotated as ATP synthase F(0) complex subunit C3, mitochondrial-like. The record is from RefSeq and is a predicted model, not a curated record. Lineage: Eukaryota; Metazoa; Chordata; Actinopteri; Scombriformes; Scombridae. The transcript has 5 exons. Gene Ontology annotation, biological process: proton transmembrane transport; proton motive force-driven ATP synthesis. Gene Ontology annotation, molecular function: proton transmembrane transporter activity. The coding region runs from base 114 to 539 and encodes 141 amino acids.
UUUUAAGAGUAACUCUGCGCAUGCGCAUCCCUCUCGUGUCUUCGACCUCUACUUACAAACCGCAGACACUGAAUCACUGCCAGCUCCUUUGGGUGACCUGAAGUCUCGUCGUCAUGUAUGCCUGCGCUAAAUUCGUCUCCACGCCCUCUCUGGUCCGUGCUGGAUCUCGGGCACUGUACAGGCCGCUGUCAGCAGCAGUAGUGUCAGAUGCCAGGAAAGCAGAGACUGCUUCCCUCCUGGUACCACAGAGUAUCAUUGCCUCCCAGCAGCAGGUGGCACUGCGGGCAUUUCAGACCAGCGCUGUGAGCCGUGACAUCGACACCGCUGCAAAGUUCAUCGGAGCAGGCGCUGCCACUGUGGGAGUGGCUGGAUCUGGAGCUGGGAUUGGAACAGUGUUCGGUAGCCUUAUUAUUGGAUAUGCCAGGAAUCCCUCUCUGAAACAGCAGCUGUUCUCCUACGCCAUCUUGGGCUUCGCUCUGUCCGAAGCUAUGGGUCUCUUCUGUCUGAUGGUGGCAUUCCUCAUCCUGUUUGCCAUGUAAACCAGUUUGGCAUUUGCUGUAAAAGAAUACAUCACAAUGUUAACAAUAAUGAGCGGUUUGGAUGCCCAUGAAUGGUACAAUGACUUCAGCCAAUCGUGUGGCUUAGGUGACAUUGGUGUUUCUUAAAUUAUUGUGAAGUCACUGAUGUAUGAAACUCGAGCAAACCGUACUCCUCCUUUGAUGCUGGUUUUGCCAGUAUGUUGUAUAUUUAAUCAAAUGUUUUUGUUAACAAACACACAACCAAUAACAGAAGUAAAACAUUCAA